AUGAUCGUGCUGUGGGUUACACUGCUUGUUCUGCAUCAUGGAUAUUCACUGGUUCCAGUGAUCACAGUUCAUCUUGGUGAAUCUGUGACCUUCACAUGUGUGUUACCUGAUAAGGAGGGAAGCAGAAGAAGCCUCUACUGGUACAAGCAGAGUGCCGGGGAUACUCUGAAAUCAAUUGUUACAGUGUUUGGAUCUACAAAACCUGAGUAUGCACCAGGAUUUUUAAAAUUGAGAUUGGAAGUGAAAAAUGAUAAAAAAUUCAGCAACCUGACUAUAGUGAGGACGAUUCAUGGGGAUGAAGGAAUGUAUCACUGUGCAGUCCUGGAGUGGAAUAAUGCUACAUGGAGUGGGACAUAUCUGUCAGUAAAAGGAAACUCUCAGAGGACAUCAAACUAUACUGUUGUUCAGAGGUCGACAGUAUCUGACUCUUACUCAAUGACUCUCCAGUGUUCAGUCCUUUCUGGCUCUAAGAACAAGACAUGUUCAGGAGAUCACAAUGUGUACUGGUUCAGAGCUGGAUCAGAUAAAUCUCAUCCAAACAUCAUCUACACUGAUGGAAAUAAACCUGAUGAAUGUCAGAAGAAACCUGAUGCACAUUCUCCUCCAAAGAGCUGUGUUUAUCACUUCUCUAAGACUGUCAGCUCCUCUGAUUCUGGGACUUAUUACUGUGCUGUGGCCACAUGUGGAGAGAUCAUUUUUGGAAAUGGAACAAAACUUGGGAUUGAAGGUAACCAAAUUGUUUUUAUUAAUGAAAUUAUGUACAUUUAAGUAUCAGAGAUUAACUAUUAGCAAUAUUUUCUUUUUAACAUCACCAGUAGAUAAUAUUAAACAUAAUUUACUUUUACAAAUUGUUUCAACCUUUUCAUAAUGUUUCAGGAAGCUUCGUGUGGUCACAAACAGCCAAUACAGUUAUUUUUCUGCUGUCUACUGUCAUGGCUAUAAGUCUGAUUGUUAUAACCUUCCUCAUUCACGCUAUCAAGAAGUGUGA
Molecule: messenger RNA, 988 nt
Organism: Lates calcarifer (barramundi perch)
Lineage: Eukaryota; Metazoa; Chordata; Actinopteri; Centropomidae
Exons: 3
Coding region: 1-768 (255 amino acids)
Biological process (GO): response to bacterium
Source: RefSeq, a predicted model, not a curated record